Agrilus planipennis (emerald ash borer) is the source of this 1782-nucleotide messenger RNA. It is a transcript of the gene Pka-R1, whose product is annotated as cAMP-dependent protein kinase type I regulatory subunit. The record is from RefSeq and is a predicted model, not a curated record. Gene Ontology annotation, molecular function: cAMP-dependent protein kinase regulator activity. Lineage: Eukaryota; Metazoa; Arthropoda; Insecta; Coleoptera; Buprestidae. Gene Ontology annotation, biological process: regulation of protein phosphorylation. Bases 536 to 1504 code for a protein of 322 amino acids. Gene Ontology annotation, cellular component: cAMP-dependent protein kinase complex. The transcript has 4 exons.
AGUGAGAUGAAAGUACUGAUAUAGGUAUUAUGUUCACUGUUCAGUAGUUCAGUAGUUCAAUUAACUUUUUCAAUUGCGUGAUUAAUUGGAGCGCAUUGCUCAUUCAAGAUUUUUGCGACGCUAUCAUCCUCCGCAAUAAUAAUCGACGUCGGCAGCGUGUUGGAGUCAAGUGUUAUCCAGCACCGCCUACUUUUUGUGCAAUACAAAUUGUGAUUCGUCGAAAGCGGCCCGCGAAAAAGACUCCGUCUCGCGUUGACCGUGACUGCAACCACUUCUCGGAGUUGCGUCUUCGUCGUCUCCGAAAGUACAUUGAAUAAGUACAGCCAGAGAGCGAUCUAUUAUUAUUCUUGUCCUAAUUCGUAACGCGUGCAACUGUCACUAUUGUAAUAAAAAAUUGUAAUUGUGUGUACAGACGCGGUUUCGUUUAUGUAGUGUAUGACAUCCCGCACGUGUUGAGAAUAACAAUUGCUGUUUAUUGUGAAUUGGAUUACUUAUUCCUUUCUACCUCUUACACAAACGGCUCGGUUGGGGCAAAAUGCCUCAUGACCAGGAACAAGCCUUAGAUGCCAAACAGCAAGCACAAUCUCCAGAAGAUACGGAAGAUUUGUCUCCUUUGCCGGUUCACACUCAGCAACCUGUAAGAAGAAGAGGUGGCAUUUCAGCAGAACCUGUAACGGAAGAAGAUGCCACUAGCUAUGUUAAGAAAGUUGUGCCCAAAGAUUAUAAAACGAUGGCGGCACUGUCUAAGGCCAUUUCCAAAAAUGUUCUCUUUUCCCACUUAGAUGAAAACGAAAGGUCGGAUAUUUUCGAUGCUAUGUUUCCCGUUAAUUGUUUGCCAGGCGAAACUAUUAUUCAACAAGGAGACGAGGGUGAUAAUUUUUAUGUGAUUGACCAAGGGGAAGUCGAGGUAUACAUAAACAACGAAUUGGUAACGACAAUUGGGGAGGGAGGCAGUUUUGGCGAAUUGGCACUUAUUUAUGGUACACCACGAGCAGCAACUGUUAAAGCUAAAACUGAUGUCAAGCUGUGGGGCAUAGACAGAGACUCCUACAGACGCAUUCUUAUGGGAUCAACGAUACGCAAACGAAAAAUGUACGAAGAAUUUUUGUCAAGAGUUUCGAUUUUGGAAAAUUUGGAUAAAUGGGAAAGACUCACUGUGGCCGAUGCUCUUGAGCCAGUGAGUUUUGAAGAUAAAGAAACGAUAGUAAGACAAGGCGAAGCUGGCGACGAUUUUUAUAUAAUCGUUGAAGGUCAAGCAAUUGUAAUGCAAAAUCGGGCAGAAGGGGAAGAACCUAUGGAAGUGGGUAGGCUAGGGCCAGGAGACUAUUUCGGGGAAAUCGCUUUACUUCUUGACCGACCAAGAGCAGCAACUGUAGUAGCUAAUGGACCGCUUAAGUGCGUUAAGUUGGACAGAGCAAGAUUCGAGCGUGUCUUGGGACUUUGUGCAGAUAUCUUGAAGAGAAACAUAACACAGUACAACAGCUUUGUUUCCCUUUCUGUCUAAGAAUGAUUCUAAGUACUGACCUAAGUUAUUAACAAAAAAAUUGUAUUAACGAACUCGAAGAAGUUCGGCCAAAUAUGAGGUCUUCGUAAUAAAAAAAAAAAUAGGUAGCAAUGAUAGUUUUAUCGAUUUUUCAAUGAAACUAUUUAUAUGUUUAUUUCUAGUACUGUCAUUUAAUAUACAAUUUCUAUGAGGGUGCUAAUAAAACUUAUUCAUUUUCUUUCUAUGUAAAUAUGAUUUGUUAAUAAUAAAAUUAGAGAAUAAAUAUUAAAUAAACUCAG